This is a messenger RNA of Haemorhous mexicanus (house finch), 777 nucleotides long. It is a transcript of the gene ASB15, whose product is annotated as ankyrin repeat and SOCS box containing 15. Lineage: Eukaryota; Metazoa; Chordata; Aves; Passeriformes; Fringillidae. Gene Ontology annotation, molecular function: protein binding. The record is from RefSeq and is a predicted model, not a curated record.
AUGUUUCAAGCAGCUGGAGGAUGUAGUCUAGGCUGCAGAGCUCUGCUUUUGAAAUAUGGAGGAAGUGGCAAUGUGCCUGGUGGGGCAGGGCUGCUUCCCAUACACAAAGUGGCUUAUGAGGGGCAUCACCUGGGCAGGAAGUAUCUCAUUGCAGCCACAUCCCAAACUUUAAUCAGUGGUUCAAGCACUGUUCAUUCUGCUGUGGACAGCCAGAGCCAGUGUCUAGAGCUUGUCAUGGAAAAUUGUUUGGAUGUCAACGCUCUCUUGUCUGAACACAUAACUUCAAAUACAUAUGAUGACAGAAGAGAGACUGCACUUUGUCGUGCUGUUUCUAAUAAGAUUCUUUGCACCAAAAUAUUGCUCAAAGCAGGAGCAAAUCCAAAUAAGGAUCCUUUUAAUGAGAACUGUGUUCUCAUAGCAGUGAGAGCUGACAGCCAUGGAAUUGUAAAGCUACUCCUAUCUUAUGGAGCAGAUGACAACUUAAUUUUGUUGCUUAAUGAUACGUAUUUCCCCAGGGCAUGAUAUUCUUUGAAUGGUGACAUGAUGCUGAGGCUGUUGCUCAGUCAUGGAUAUAAUGUGGAGAUGUGUUUGGACUUCAUGUGUCAGGGUAUCUUUGGAAAUUCUUUUGUGUGGCCAGCUCCAGAGAUCGAGCCUAUUCCCAGUUGGACUACUUCUUCAAUAAAUAAUAAACUAAAAAUACAUACAUUCCUUGCUUCUCUUCACUUGGCUCUUUUCCUUAGCCAGAUUGAAACAGUCUGGUUUGUAGUGUUGAAUUAA